Bemisia tabaci is the source of this 2417-nucleotide messenger RNA. It is a transcript of the gene Sirt6, whose product is annotated as sirtuin 6. Gene Ontology annotation, biological process: negative regulation of transcription by RNA polymerase II. NCBI's taxonomy places the organism in Eukaryota, Metazoa, Arthropoda, Insecta, Hemiptera, Aleyrodidae. Gene Ontology annotation, cellular component: nucleus. Gene Ontology annotation, molecular function: NAD+ binding; histone H3K9 deacetylase activity, NAD-dependent; transcription corepressor activity. The record is from RefSeq and is a predicted model, not a curated record.
GUAAUAAUCAAAAUAAACAGCAAGUUGGGUUUGGGAUUGGGGGUAAACCGGUGAUAGCAAGUUACUUAAUUUAGUUAUUUUACAUUCAUUAAUCGCACAUAUUAUUAAAUGUUUAAAAGAUCAAAUAAUGAGUAGAUUAUAAUCCAGGAGAAUCGAUUAUUACUUUUAUUUUUGUUCGUAGGAGUUUGUGUCUGCUUGCCUUAUCUCCAUCUGCAAGUCAAGCGUUCAUGCAUCUGAAAAAUUUUCAAUUGUAUUAAGUAUCCUUUAAUAGCUUUGGAACAUCUCCCUCGUAAUCUCCAACAGUCUUGUCAUUCACUAUGCAUCCAAUUGUUUUCCCUUUGUGUAGCUAAAAUUCAGACUUUUUUUUGUCAUCAUUGGAAACCCAUAUUUUAAACAUGUCCUGCAACUACGCUGACGGCCUUUCUCCUUAUGAUAACAAAGGAAAAUUGGGACUCAGUGAAGAAUUUGACUCAGAGGAGGAAGUGAACAGGAAAGUUGACAUAUUAGCGGAAUGGAUUCAGAACAGUAACCAUGUUGUUGUCCAUACUGGUGCUGGAAUCAGUACCUCUGCUGGGAUUCCAGAUUUCAGGGGCCCCAAUGGGGUAUGGACUUUAGAAGCGAAAGGACUAAAACCAAGUAUUAACAUUUCCUUUGAUGAUGCUGUACCGACAAAGACACACAUGGCUUUAAGGAAGAUGAUUGAUUUGGGUAAGAUUCAUUUUAUUGUCAGUCAAAAUAUUGAUGGGCUUCAUUUAAAGUCAGGAGUUCCUCGCAAAUAUUUAUCGGAACUGCAUGGAAAUAUGUUUAUAGAGCAGUGUAAUCAUUGCCACAGACAAUUCGUUCGAAAAACUGCUACCACCUCUGUUGGCCAGAAAAAUCUUCAAAUAAAGUGUCCUGGUCUUCGACUGAAUGGACGACCAUGUCGAGGUGACUUGCAUGAUGUUAUUUUAGAUUGGGAACACAAUCUACCUGAGAAGGAUUUAGGGCUUGCUGAUUUUCAUUCAUGUUUAGCUGAUCUCAGCAUCUGUCUGGGAACAACUCUGCAAAUCAUACCCAGUGGAACUUUACCUCUUAAUACAAAAAAAUUCAAUAAUGGUCGGCUUGUUAUCUGUAAUCUUCAGCCAACAAAAUACGACAAGAAAGCCAAUCUGGUCAUCCACACUUAUGUAGACGAUAUCAUGAUUAAACUGAUGAAGAAAUUUAAUGUGCCAAUUCCAGACUACAACCCUGAACUAGAUCCAACAAAAGGCUCAGAAAAAAGUGAAUGGACGAUUCCGGAAAGUGAAGUGAAAUUAAUGCGAAAGUUGUAUGAGGAAAAAUGUUGUAAAAGCAAACGUAAAAAAAUAAAGUUGGAAAAAUCAAAGGAUGAAGAUACAGAGACUGUUGAGCAUAAACCAGAUAUCCAGAGAGAAAAUGGAAAUUUUAGUCAACUGAAUCAAAGAGAAUUAUUAGAUUUCAUCAAGUCAGAAUCCAAAGAAGGAUUAAAACAUGAGAGCAUAAAAUUAGAGCAGACCAACGAACAAGAAAUAUUAGAGAAAAAAUUGACCUCUAUUAAAAGUGAAGUUGUCACAGAGGAAGGAACGAAUGAUUUAAAUGUUAUAAGAGAUUACAAUAAUGUAGUCUCUGACAUUAAUAAUGUUGAGAAUAGGGCUAAUGACAAUGGAGAGAAAGAAUUACUUAAUCAGACUGAAUGUAGUGAAAACUUUGUCCCGGAGCUCAAGGCAUCGGACAGCAAGUCUCAAGUAGUGGAACAAAACUUGAUUGUCAACUAGGAAUAUGGAUCAAAAAGACUGUUCACAUCAGGCCUUGUCCUUUUGAGCGCAGUUCGCAGAACUUCAGGCGAACCUGUUCUGGGAACUUAUUGUAACUUCACUAUACUUACUCCAUGGAUCCCUAGUUGAAGUAAUUCUCAUUGUAUUGUGUAAAUGUAGUGGAAGUCCAGGAGUUUCUGAAAUCCGUAAAGAGGGAAUCUCGGGGGUUUGUGCGGGAAGGAUGGCAACCAAUAGAGACUGUUGUCUUACAUCCCAUUUUCGUAAUUUUUCUAUGCUAGGUACAUUUAAUUUCAACAGUAAAAGGUCCUUUCAUUUCUUGCUAACCUGGAUGGUUUUAUGUUUCUUCCUUGCUUGGAAUUGAAAUUAAAAAUUCUAAAAUGGUUUUCAAAAAGAAAUUCCUUAUUCUUUAAAAGAAUUUUAAAAUCAAAUAUUGGGAAGGUGGAGUAAAAUGCUGCACCUAUUUUUUGCCUUUGGCUUUUUACCAUAUUUAUAUGAACUGUACAAUGUGUAACCUACCCGGACAGUGAGCCGUUCUGAGGACCCAUCAUUUGUUUACUAAUGUAAGGAAAAAGACUUGGACUUGUGUGAGAAAGACAUUUGUAAAUACUGUAAGUACAAUAAAAUAUAUACGUUUUUCAUAACUUA